Molecule: messenger RNA, 506 nt
Organism: Coregonus sp. 'balchen'
Lineage: Eukaryota; Metazoa; Chordata; Actinopteri; Salmoniformes; Salmonidae
Source: the annotation of a GenBank genome assembly
AUGCAGGACUCACAAGGUGGUCCAUUGCUGGACAUCACUAUGGAGUUAGGUGAACUGGAGGAAGUUCAUCUGCCACACUGUGUCUGUUUAGGUAAAAUAAUAUAAAAAUAGUAUUCAGAAAGACAUUUCCAUAUAACUGAGUUUCUGUUUCUGAAUAAAUUAAUGAACUAUUCUUGGAGUUUGAGUUUACUGUGAUCUUGCACUGCAUAUUCUUAAUGUUUUAGUUUGGUGAAUAAUACAACAUUUGUCUUUCUAUCUCCUUUUUAUUGUGUUGUGCAGGGACCAAAACUUACAUGAGGAAUGAGAUGAAGAUUCUUCAUGUAGAGGAACAUGGAGUGUAUUUUGAGGAAGUGCAUGAGGUCACCCGAUUCCAUGCUAAGAUUCUCCAUCCCAAGUUCUCACCUAUCUCUAUUAUAUUGAGAUUACUGUCUUGGAACGUAGAUGUACACUGUGAGCUGAUGCUCUAUCUGACAGUGAAAAGGGAAACACUAAUUCCACGGCUAUAA